This is a messenger RNA of Suillus paluster, 1718 nucleotides long. RefSeq names its product microfibrillar-associated protein MFAP1, Zn finger, CCHC type protein. The record is from RefSeq and is a predicted model, not a curated record. Gene Ontology annotation, biological process: mRNA splicing, via spliceosome. Lineage: Eukaryota; Fungi; Basidiomycota; Agaricomycetes; Boletales; Suillaceae. The transcript has 7 exons. The coding region runs from base 43 to 1563 and encodes 506 amino acids. Gene Ontology annotation, cellular component: U2-type spliceosomal complex. Gene Ontology annotation, molecular function: RNA binding.
UUAUUUGUCCCUGUUUAUUUGUCCAUUAAUACCUUCCCCGUCAUGUCGACUAUACUUGCAACGCAAGUUCGCAAACACACAUCAAAGCCAACGCGUGCGGCAGGCAGGUAUUGGAAGGGUAAAGCGCCGAAAGGAGCUGCCGAAUUUCCCUCGGAUUCUGAUGAAGACGAUGAAGAGCAGCGCGAGGUUCAGGAAGAGGGAGAUGUGCUCAUUGCUGGGGAGCAAGACAUUGUCGAGGAUGAUGAUGAUGAUGAGGAAACGACACUUCCCGUGAAGACAGGACAGGGUAGAGUGGCGAAGACGAUGAAUCUCACUCUAAAGGAUGUCAAUAUCUCGAAGGAAGGCAAGGUCAUUGUCGCGGGACGAGAAGAGUCUGGACGGACCAAACUAGAGGAGGAUAUUGCGUCGGAAGAGGAAGAGGAGGAAGCACCAGGUGAGGAAGAGGAGGAAGAGGAGGAGAGCGAGUCUAGCGAAUCUGAGGAAGAACUCUCAAAGCCAUUAUUCCGACCCGUUUUUGUUCCGAAACGAGGUCGAGCGACGAUUGCUGAGCGUGAUGCAAUCGCUGAAGAAGCCGAGGAAAUAGAGAAGCGCAAACAGGAAACUGCUGAAGAACGGAAGAAGCAGAGUCACGACUUGGUUGCAGAGAGCAUACGACGAGAAUUAUUGGAAAAGGAGAAGGAGGAACAAAUACCUGAUGUUGAUGAUUCGGACGGUCUGGAUCCCGCUGGGGAAUUUGAAGCUUGGCGGCUGCGAGAGCUUGGACGAAUCAAGAAGGAGAAGGAGGAAGAGCUUAGACGUGAAGAGGAAAGGGAAGAGAUUGAGCGGAGACGUGCCCUUCCAGAAGAACAACGUUUGAAGGAAGACCUUGAACGAGCCAACAAGUUACGGGAGGAGAAGCCUAAAGGCCAGCAGAAGUUCCUACAAAAGUACUGGCAUAAAGGUGCUUUCCACCAGGAUGAUGCAAUCCUUCAACGACGCGACUACACAGAAGCAACUGAAUCUACGGUGGAUGUUUCGAUGUUGCCCGAUGUCAUGCGAGUCAAAAACUUUGGUAAACGCAGUAGAACCAAGUAUACCCACCUUAUGGAUCAGGACACGACUCAGGGGAGCGGAGGUUUUGGAGGCUCAGGUUCGGUAAAAACGGGUGGUCGAUCCACAGAAGGAGGUGGUUGCUUCUUAUGCGGCGGUCCGCAUCUCAAGAAGGACUGUCCUCAAAAUACUCAAUUACCGCCAGGAGCCCGUAGUUCCUUGGCUUCUGGUGCUAACGCAGCCACCACUACAUCACGUGCAUGGGGUGAGCAAUCAUCGUGGCGAGACCGGCCCGAAGAUAGAGUUGAUCGUCGCCGCUCAAAUGAGGGGAAACCAAUGGCAAGGAGGGAGGACUACGCCGGUGAUAAUAGAGCACGGGAUAAAAAUCACGAUUACCACAAUUCUGGAACUAGUCGUCGAAGAUCACGGUCAAGGUCACCUUAUCGCACUCGUCCAGACUAUGAUAACAGACGGAGAGGGCCACCGGAAAGAGACCAUGACGGUUUCAGGGAGAAGAAGCGUCGUCUGGACUAAGCCUGUUACAUCUGUCUUCCUUUUCUACCUGAUAACUUGGCAUUUCGCCUCGUGUGUACUACAUAUUGAGUACUUGGUAGGAAAGGGUGCGCAGUAUCUACCAUAGUACUUCACGUGAUGGUUAUCGAUUUAUUAAUAUCUUUGAUCAGGAUCAA